GAAAAUCUUCAGAAUACACUUUAAAUGCUCGACGACUUAUCUGGACAGGAAGAAUCAUUGAGUCAGUUUGCUCUAGUCAGGAAACUAGUGCAACUAUCAAAUGCAACAAUAUCAGAAACUACUGAGAUGGCAAGCAGGGAGGCAAUGGAAUCACGGCCCUUUGACACAUUGGCAGAAUUAUACGAUACUUUGGAUAAUGGAUUAGUAGAGUUAUCAUCGGCAUAUAUCACAGAAUCAGUGGACUAUGUAUAUCGAGGUUUAGAUAUUGUUGCACAAAAAAUUCCAUUGGAAAAAGUCAACAGGGAUGAACAACCUAGAACACUAGUCUGUCAUGAUAUGAAAGGUGGUUAUUUGGAAGACAGAUUCCUACAGGGUUCUACCUCUUAUGACUCUUAUAUAUUUUAUCAUUGGAGUAUUGUUGAUACAUUUGUUUACUUUAGUCAUCACUUUGUGACUAUUCCACCUUGUGGAUGGAUUGUUGCAGCUCAUAACCAUGGUGUCAAAGUCUUGGGUACUGUAAUUACAGAAGGAAAUAAUGACACUUGGGACACAAUACUCGCAUCUCAAGAGGAUGCAAGAAAAUUUGCAGAUGCUUUAGUAUUGGUUGCCAAAUGUUAUCAAUUUGAAGGCUGGCUUUUAAAUGUUGAAAAUAAAAUUAGAGAAGAGGAUAUUGAUAAUUUGAUUUAUUUCAUUAAGUAUCUAACAGAAAGUAUUCAUAACGAGAUUGAGGAUUCUGAAAUUAUUUGGUAUGAUAGUGUGACAAAUAAGGGUGAAUUAAAUUGGCAAAACGAACUCAAUGAUAAGAACAAAGAAUUUUUCUUAUAUUGUGAUGGUAUAUUUUUAAAUUAUAAUUGGACAGAAUCGCGACUUAUUAGUAGUCGUAUACUCGCAAAGGAAUUGGGUCGCGAUAUUAAGGAUAUUUAUGUAGGAUUAGAUGUUUGGGGAAGAGGUUGCCCAGGUGGUGGCGGGUUUAAUUCGGCAUAUGCACUAGAUUUAAUACGAAAACAAGAGCUUUCUGUAGCCAUCUUCGCUCCUGGUUGGACACACGAGUAUUUCGGUCCAAGUACUUUUCAAGUUUUAGAAGAUUUAUUUUGGGCUCAACUUUUCCCUUAUUUAUAUGUACAUGUACCUAUUUAUGAGGAUGACACAUUUAAAACUUCCUUCUGUCGAGGUGCUGGUAUUUGCUAUUAUUAUAAUGGCGAGGAACAUUUUGAACCGUAUACGAUAAAUGGCGAAAGUACACCCGAAAAGAAAGCAUUUUAUAAUUUACGAAUGCAGCAACCACAAUUAACAAUUCCAGUGCCAUAUUUGCAAUUUACGCGAUCCACGCAAAGAAUUCUUACUGAAAAUGUAGAAGAUAAGAAGCAUGAUAAUGAUGAAGAUAGUAAAAAUAAAGAUAAUGAGAAACAGGAACCACGAAUAGAACGUAUAUACGAAAAAAAAAACAUUAUACGAAUAUGUGACAAUGUCAUUCAGUUUGAAAAUAAAUUAUCUGCCAUCGAUGUCAAUACUUUCGAAUUUUGCGAUCAAUUUUCCUACAAUGGCGGUGGAUGCUUGAAAUUAAUUACUAGAGAUCAUAGAUUAUAUCAUAGAUUAUUUUUGGUUCACAUUAAUUUGAAUCAAGAUAUUCAGGCGACCAUCGUUUAUGCAGAAUCUGAAAUUGAUGUCUUUUCAAACAAAACUGACAAGAAUCCUAUUUUGAUCUUGAGUAGCAAUGGUGAAUUAAAAUCGAUCCGAUCUUAUAAUUCCAUCAGAAUAAACUCCAGAUGGAAAAAAUGUAUAUAUCUGACGAACUUGAGGACCGUGGAUGAAAUCGGCGUGUCCUUCCUAACAGAAUGCGACUGUUAUUUAGGCGAGAUUAUUUUGGAGAAAAGGAAUCUUUGUUUCGAUAACUGUGAUCCUGCAUACGUUGCCAGCCGGAUCAGCGAUUACCACAUUCCACAAUCUGCUUUGAAUUCGACGCAACUUUAAUAUUAAUCCAACAGUUACAUUUAACCUAUAUAUUACAGCCUAGUGAGGAUGUAGUAUAAAGUAGUAUUUUAACGCUGAUCUUAUAUAAUUCCAAAAUAUUUGAAAAAUAAAGCAGUUGAUUAUCAACGAUAAUCAACAAGAAU
This is a messenger RNA of Pogonomyrmex barbatus (red harvester ant), 2114 nucleotides long. It is a transcript of the gene ENGase, whose product is annotated as cytosolic endo-beta-N-acetylglucosaminidase. Gene Ontology annotation, cellular component: cytoplasm. Gene Ontology annotation, molecular function: mannosyl-glycoprotein endo-beta-N-acetylglucosaminidase activity. Gene Ontology annotation, biological process: protein deglycosylation. NCBI's taxonomy places the organism in Eukaryota, Metazoa, Arthropoda, Insecta, Hymenoptera, Formicidae. The record is from RefSeq and is a predicted model, not a curated record.